Pongo pygmaeus (Bornean orangutan) is the source of this 644-nucleotide messenger RNA. RefSeq lists its product as uncharacterized. The record is from RefSeq and is a predicted model, not a curated record. The coding region runs from base 19 to 363 and encodes 114 amino acids. NCBI's taxonomy places the organism in Eukaryota, Metazoa, Chordata, Mammalia, Primates, Hominidae. The transcript has 4 exons.
UGCCUUUCACCUUCUGCCAUGAUUGCAAGGCUUCCCCAGGCCUGUGGAACUAGGAGGAGCCGGAAGAGAGCAGUGCUUCACAAUAAAAGGAAGAAUUGCUUGAACGGAGGCGUUUCAGGCAUGAGUCAGAGGCCGGGUGUGGAAGAGGAAAGUGUGAAGCAAGGGACAGGUACCAGCUGCGAUGUUGGCAGCAGCCUCUCCCCUGCAAGGAGCACCUCCCACUUCCUGUCCCGCACACCUGCCUCAUUGGAAAGUGACACACCCACUGUUUGGCCUCAGCAGCCUGAUGUUUCUCAUCACACAGGAAGAUGGUCAUGCUACAGGAAGACCUCGGACUUUGCAUCCAGCAGAUGGUUGUUCUAGGGAUUGCCAGACCGGGAACACGCCACACACCCAGAAGGCACCCAAGUCACAGAGCCUGAUGUUGUUCCCGGAGCGCCAUUGCAUCACCUUUGACCACAAGACCUGCGUCAUUGGAUUUGUCUCAAAAACUUGGGACUCUGGAGAUAAAACCUCAUUGCAAGGCUACCUUUGCCACUGCAUCUUAGCAGCUUUUGAAGCAAAGCAUUUCAAUAUUUAGACACUGUGUGUUUCUAAUGGGUACUGGGACCAAAAUAAUAAAAACUCAGUCUGCAAAGGGAGAA